This is a messenger RNA of Cucurbita maxima (winter squash), 840 nucleotides long. Its product is annotated as putative lipid-transfer protein DIR1. Lineage: Eukaryota; Viridiplantae; Streptophyta; Magnoliopsida; Cucurbitales; Cucurbitaceae. Gene Ontology annotation, biological process: systemic acquired resistance. Bases 367 to 681 code for a protein of 104 amino acids. Gene Ontology annotation, molecular function: fatty acid binding. The transcript has 2 exons. The record is from RefSeq and is a predicted model, not a curated record.
UGCAUGCAGCCACGGAUAACAUGCUUUGGACGAGCAUGACUGUAACAUUUAGCAGGCACUCGUCCUUAAGAAUAUCUGUCAGCAUUAUGUGUUGGUUUGUUGAUUGUGUGACUUCCAUUGAAGCCUGAACAAAGUAACGUAUCCUUUUUCAUCAGCUAAAUGCUUUCCAACUGUUUCACCUGCACAAAAAACCACAGCCCAAUUAGAACUAGAAACCAAAAAUUGCAUAUAGCAUUGGAAGUGUGCAUUGGGUUAGGAAGACAGUGCAAGAAAGCAUGAAUUGCUCUCAUUUCAUCUCAUAAAACCAACAUUUUCAACCCCAUUAAAACCCCAUUAUUCCUCUUCAAAUUUCAUUUCAGGCCAAGAAUGAAGCCGGGAAGCUUCAAACCUCUGCAAUUUCUAGUGUUCAUGAUAGCAAUGACAUGCUUUGUGGAGCCAAGCAAAGCCAAGUUCUGUUCAAACAGCUUGAUUUCCACGUUGGUUCAGCUAAUUCCUUGCAAGCCAUCAUUGUCGCCAUUCAGCCCCAUGCCACCAAGUCUUCUCUGUUGCCAUGCGCUCAAGACUCUCGGCCAGCCAUGUCUCUGUGCAGUGUUGGACGCCCCCCCUGUUUCUGGUAUUGAUUACAACGUGGCCAUGUUGCUUCCUCAGAAAUGCGCUUUGAAUUUCCACCCAUGUUUUUAGAAGAUGGAGGAUGGUGAGGUGUUUGAAGAUGAUGAAUAAAACUGCUUGUUAUGUUUUGAUAUCAUGUGGUUGGAUAUAUGUUUUAUGAAAAAAAUAAAUGUUUGUUUCAACUUUCCGAUCGAAAUUUAUAGAAUAUCGAGUUUGAUCAAUAUUGAGUUA